AGUUUUUCCCCUAACAACGUCACCAGUGGUCCUAUGACUUUCACAAUCAAGUCUAUAACUAUGUCGUACGAAUGUACAGCCUAAUUCUUGGAUAGGACAAUCACUUCCAAAAGUGUUGCGUUUGUAAUAGUGACAAUUUGGGUAGGCCUACAAUAUUGUUAGGUUAUAAUAACAUUCCUGCUUACUUGUGUGAACGUUCAUAACAGGUAUAACCAAGCCUAAACAACCUGACAACAACAGCUAAAAGCAUACUUUGUUCUAAAGCAUAAAUUGCAAUUUUAGUAUAUAAUACUACUAUCUACUAAUAUUAUCAAUAAUUUAUCUCUAAAUACCGUUGUUGGAAGAGUGUCGGUUGAAUAUAUCUCUGCACGAUUCAGACGUUCUUGAAGUCCACUAAAUAAACUAUAUCCUUCGUGAUAAUAAAUUCACUUCAGCAAAGAUCAUUUGGGUUAAUGCUUUAUUUCAAAGAAGUAAACCCUAACAGCUAAGGCUGUGUGUAAAACAUUACAUUGAUAAGCAAUUGUUUUGUCACUUAGAAAUUAUUUUAAACUAAUUGCUCCAUGUGAACUAUAUAUAACCUAUUUACUACUAUUUGCAUAUACUUUUCGGAAACUUCAUUUUUAUUUUUAAAGAAACUACAGAGAGAAGGCAAUGUUGCACACUCAGCUAGUGUAGGACCUCAUAGUUUGACAGAAUCAGGCAAAGGUCAAAUAAUCAAAACCCGUCUACAUCCAUCACAUCCUUGUUUUGACGCGUAGGCCUACCUUGUUUGAAAUAGCAAUGGAUUUUAAGUGACGGCCUUAUUCUAGUGUUGAUUUCAAUGUCUAUUUUUAAUAUGAAAUGAGAUUCGACACUUUGGACUACUGAUGCUUCAUUACCGUCAGUGUUCUUAGAAUUUGUUUUGUUAGACUUAAAUGUGCACGACGAAAUAUACAGCUUAAAUUUGAAACAGUUGGCUACCAUCUGCCCCUUAGUAUUGCGCUUCUGGUCUGUCACAUGAAGCCAGAUUUUGGCGUAAUUUCGAAGAUACUUGCAAAUCCUUUAGUUAUGAUUUAACCGGUCUGUGUUAAACCUGUAAUAACGGGGAUUUAUAAAGGGCGAUUCCACGAGGUAGCCAACAUUUAUCCAACUCCUUGUUCAGUAUGUCUCGUCUGCUUUAUGCGCAACAUCAAGUACACGUGUGUAGCGAUUUGACAGUAAAGUUUGUGAUUAAUUAUGUUUUCAUUAAACUUUCAAACCAUACUUUAAUUUGCGAAUAUAGUGCUUUUAGCCUGUACUUUAUUGUGUUACAGUAUAGUUUUAUUGUGCUUCGCAGGGACAGAUUUGCGCCUCCUUCAUGGUCCAGCAAAUCCAGCUUUCGAAGAGUUCUCUGUGAUUUUUAUUCUUAUUUUACCGAACGUGAUGCACUGAUCUCUUCACGGAACAAUGAGGACUCGUAUAUUUAACAUACCAGUUUUUAUUGCAGUACUAAAUAUUUUGUUAAUAUCCAUACAUUACAAAACGCAGCUCUGUUAAGCAUGCUGCAUGUAGCCUUCGUAUCAAUGCAUUUUCACGUGGCGAAGCAGAAUGCUUGAAAAUGAGCAGCUUUUUGUACAGAAGGUAGUUCCAUAUCCGAGCCAUGAACCUCCUAUAAAUCAUGUAAAAGACCCUGAAAGGUUUUCAAUGGAACUGCUUGGAUCUGUGAAAAUAAUAUCAGCGUUUUCCGUCAGAAUGAACUUUUUCACUGUACUCAGGCAUGAAAUAAUCUGACCCGACACUUCAAACCAUCUGCGCUAUCUAUCCGCCUUCUUAUUUACGGAAUCAGCCUCUGCACAAAGCGAAGUGUAUUUGAUACUAAACCAGAAUAGCCAGCUACACAGCACUCUCACUGAAUCCAUAAAUAUAUUAAUUUGUCUACAGUUAAUAAUGUAUUAUUCCCAGGGAGUGGCUGGAUAAAUAACAUUACAUGGAAAUACAGAGCAGCGUUAAGCGCUUUUACAGUCACAAAGACCUGUAAUGAGGGGAAUAAUAAAGAAUGGCACUCUAGAAACGCACACACGCGCGCGCGCUAAAUGCGGUUCACAUUGGUAGUUAUGUGUCCACGUUAUUGGUAAACUAUAUGUGUAUGACAUAUAGCCUAGGCCUAUAAUAGGCUAUAAAAUAAAUAUCACAUAAGAUGGGCAUCCCUAAAAUUAUGAUUAUUAAGUAUUACUUCAAGUUAGGUUUUUACUGUUUUAUUUAAAUGUUUCAUGUAUGUUCAUGUAUUAUCCCAUUUCCUAAAGCUGUGCUAAUUUCUCGGACUAAAUUUACCUUUUACCUGUUUUUUUUACUAAAAAUUGGUAAGGCUUUUGGUGGCUCUCUGAUAUGUAAACAUCAUAGGUCAAAUUUGCAUGGGACUUUGAUUACUGUAAUAAAAUAAAACCGUCCUUGUAAAAGCCGGGGUUUUAUUUAUUCAUUUAUUUAUUUUCUAAAAAAAAUUAAAAAAAUUAAAAAAACAGUAACAUUUGUUUUUUGAAGAUCUAGGCCUAAAAUAUUUUUUUUUUAACUGAAUGCAUUUUCCCUUUCAAAAGAACGAGAUGCAAAGGGAGUUGAUGCACAGAAACAUCGAAGGCAAUUAUAUUUUUGAAGACAAAAAGCAAAGGUCAGAAUGUUUUCAUUUUUUAAAGGCGCUGUCGAGCUCUGGGAGGUGCUGAAAUCUCUUUACGCUCCUUUCCGCGUGAUUGGCAAACUUGACAGUGAUUGACAGGCAUCCAUGGCAACCACUCAGCCAAUCUGCCAAGUCCAAUAGAAAAUCAGCAGAGGGCUGAAUGUCUUUUUUUCUUCAAAAAUUUCAUCUCGGGUCUAGUUGUAUACUCUCGUACUUGCAAUCUGCGAAGUUCAACCAUCGAGGCUGCUUUAGCCAGCCAGAGGGCAUCGUUCCUCAGUGUUUUUAACGGUUGAUCUGUUAACUUUGGGAUUGCCUUUUUGUCUGCAUCCGAAAGAGAGAAAGGAUAAGCGAGAGAGUGGGAUUGGGCGCGAGUGCGAGAGAGCGACAACAGCGGGAAAAAAGAGAAGCAUCCAUGUUUCAGCUUCCUAUCUUGAAUUUUAGCCCCCAGCAGGUAGCGGGGGUUUGUGAGACUUUAGAGGAGAGCGGAGAUAUUGAACGUCUCGGUCGCUUCCUCUGGUCGCUGCCCGUCGCCCCAGCAGCCUGCGAGGUCCUCAACAAGAAUGAGUCGGUCUUGAGAGCGAGGGCCAUAGUGGCCUUCCACACUGGGAAUUUUCGAGAGCUUUACCAUAUCCUGGAAAACCACAAGUUCACCAAAGACUCACACUCUAAACUGCAGGCCCUUUGGCUGGAAGCACACUACCAGGAGGCAGAGAAGCUGAGGGGCCGCCCGCUAGGACCGGUGGACAAAUAUCGGGUAAGGAAGAAGUUCCCUCUGCCCAGAACAAUUUGGGACGGGGAACAAAAGACACACUGCUUCAAAGAGAGAACCCGGCAUUUGCUCAGAGAAUGGUAUCUGCAGGACCCUUAUCCGAACCCUAGCAAAAAGCGGGAGCUUGCACAGGCUACGGGACUUACUCCCACACAAGUGGGAAACUGGUUCAAAAAUCGCAGACAAAGGGAUAGAGCGGCAGCAGCAAAAAACAGGCUUCAACAGCAAGUCCUGACCCAAGGUUCGGUUCGGUCUCUGGCUGAAGAGGACGUUGCAGUGGACCGACUCGGUGCUGCGUCCAGCCCUGAAGCUAGUUUGUCCAGCAAAGCCGCCGCCUCGGCAAUAUCUAUCACUUCCAGCGACAGUGAAUGUGACAUCUAACGCAGGCAGCCCGAAAGAGAAAGAGAACGCGAGCAAAACAGUGGAGAUAAAAACAGACAAUCUAAAAGAAACAAUAACAGUGCCUGCAUUUAAAUAUACAAAUGGUAUUCUUAUUUGAAGGCUGCCAAACCGCGAGGGAUACACGGGAACGCCCUGUCUUAAAAUGUAAUUUUAUUUCAUUUUUCUUAACGGAUGACUGAACUAAAUAACAAAAAAAAAGAAAGAAAAAAAAGAGACACAAACAAAAAAUGACAUGACAUGAAAAUAAACUGAAGAAGAUAAAUAGGCCUUCACGGUCCCUUUUUCGGAGGUGGGAAAAGUUGAUGAAAAAAAAUGUUGAGCGCCUGCCCUGGUUUUCUGUGGGUAUUUCAUGUUGAAAAAGACGCUGUGAUAUUUUACUUUACUUUUUAAAGUUUUAUAAAUAAUGUUUAUUUACUUAUUUAAAUGAUUGGCUCUGUUAGGUUUGGUCUUUAUUUGCUUGAUGUUUUUAAUAUUUGCCUCGUGCACAGGUGAACCGUAGCAAUGCGCUGAAUAGUUGAAAUAUGUUUCAGUAAAAGAAAAAAAAAGGUUAACUAAAUAAAUAUUUGUUGAUCAAAGCA
Molecule: messenger RNA, 4375 nt
Organism: Anguilla rostrata (American eel)
Lineage: Eukaryota; Metazoa; Chordata; Actinopteri; Anguilliformes; Anguillidae
Product: homeobox protein SIX6
Exons: 2
Coding region: 3039-3776 (245 amino acids)
Biological process (GO): eye development; regulation of transcription by RNA polymerase II
Cellular component (GO): transcription regulator complex; nucleus
Molecular function (GO): DNA-binding transcription factor activity, RNA polymerase II-specific; RNA polymerase II cis-regulatory region sequence-specific DNA binding
Source: RefSeq, a predicted model, not a curated record